AUGGGUAUGGCAGCGGAACCGCAGUUUCAUGUAUUAGCUGUUGAUGAUAGUUUGUUCGACCGGAAACUCAUAGAGAGAUUGCUUCAAAAGUCUUCGUGUCAAGUAACAACUGUUGAUUCAGGCUCAAAGGCUUUAGAAUUUCUGGGUUUAAGAGAAAAUAUUGAGAGCGACGACCCAAAUGCGCUUUUUACAUCUCCUGAAAAUCACCAGGAAGUUGAAGUGAAUCUUAUAAUUACAGACUAUUGUAUGCCAGGCAUGACUGGUUAUGAUUUGCUCAAGAAAGUCAAGGAAUCAUCAGCUCUUAAGAACAUACCAGUAGUUAUAAUGUCCUCUGAGAACGUUCCUGCAAGAAUCAGCAGAUGUUUGGAAGAAGGAGCUGAAGAGUUUUUCUUGAAACCAGUAAGAUUGGCUGAUCUUCACAAGUUGAAAUCUCAAAUGAUGAAAACAAAGUUGAAGAACCAGAAGCUGGAAGAGAUUGAGAAUCCUUCAAGAAACGAAAAUGUAACCAUAGCAGCAGCAGUUGAACCAGAGAUUAAAGACUCAACAACAAAAGUCGAAAUCGAAAUCUUGCCUCUGCAACAAGAGGAGCACAUAUUGAGUAACAACAACAAGAGGAAGUCAAUGGAAGAGGGGAUCCCAACAGAUAGAUCUCGUCCAAGAUUUGAUGGUAUCACAACCGCAGUCUGA
Molecule: messenger RNA, 687 nt
Organism: Microthlaspi erraticum
Lineage: Eukaryota; Viridiplantae; Streptophyta; Magnoliopsida; Brassicales; Brassicaceae
Source: the annotation of a GenBank genome assembly